GAGAGAAUGGGCAGAGAUGAACAGGCCCAUUUUGUGACUGACUCAUUCAACGUAUUUAUAGUGGAAAGGUAAGUACUGCACUCCAACAAAACUUGCCAAAUCUCUGUUCCCAAUAAUUUAAUCUAAUCUAAUCUAAUCUACAACCCCCUCCCCCCAAAUGUCAAACCUCUCUCUCUCUCUCUCUCUCUCUCUCUCUGCAGUUGCUGAAUUUAACUUCCCCCAACUCCCUUGGCCCCCACCUGCAACACCCUGAUUCCUAAGUCAUGAGAUCAUGAUCAGAUGUUUUUCUUUUUCUUCUUCUUUUUCUUUUUCUUCUUCUUCUUCUCUCUCUCUGCUAUAUAUAUCUAUUCACAAAGGUCUCACCAAGAACUGGCCAACUAACUUUAUUCACCUGAUCACUCCAUCAUUCAUCAUCUCAACCUUCUUCUUCCUCUUCUUCCUUAAUUCAAAUAUCAUUACUUUGAUCACAUAGAUAUGGAGCGCUCCUUGGAUUCUAUGAGCAGAGCUGAUCUCUCUUCCGAAGCAAGAACAAGUGCAGCUCCCUCUGAUGAGGAGAGUGGCUGGACCAUCUACUUUGAAGAUUUUCUAAACAACAACAACAAAAAAGGACAGAUGACUAGUUCUGUCCAUGCUGAUGACGAUCAUCAUCAUUAUCAUCAAUAUGAGAGCUCUUCUCUGGUUUCAGAUGCCACUUCUUAUGCUGCAAAAACAAAGUAUGCCCAUAAAGAUGUGAAGGUGCCAGCAGGACGUGGGUUAUCUUUGGACAGUAAACUGAGCUUUAAGAAGAGAAAAACUAAAAGGCCUCUGGCAGAUGAUGAUGCUUUGGAGGAUACUGCUAGCUCUCCUGUUAAUAGUCCCAAGGUCUACAAUUUGAAAAAGUUGGACAUGGACUUGAAGGAGAAAGAUAAUAUGGAAGACAUUUCAAUGGAGAGAGGAAGUGCUUCUAGGCAGAUGGAUGAGAAAAGUGAAGAAUUUGGUUUUGUAGGGAGGGAUGGUGACUGCAGAGACCUGAAGAAAAGGGGGCUUUGCGUAGUCCCUUUGUCAUUGUUAGCAAGCUACCUUGAUUGAAUAUAUUUAUCCAUCAUUAGUUAUCAAAAUCUCUCUCUCUCUCUCUCUCUCUCUCUGAAUUUGAGCAGGAUGAAUUAUAUAAUGAUAAUUAAAUUAUAUAUGCUGCAGUUAGAGUAA
This is a messenger RNA of Malania oleifera, 1185 nucleotides long. RefSeq names its product vascular-related unknown protein 4-like. NCBI's taxonomy places the organism in Eukaryota, Viridiplantae, Streptophyta, Magnoliopsida, Santalales, Ximeniaceae. The record is from RefSeq and is a predicted model, not a curated record. Gene Ontology annotation, biological process: xylem development. The coding region runs from base 475 to 1068 and encodes 197 amino acids. The transcript is spliced from 3 exons.